Messenger RNA from Spodoptera frugiperda (fall armyworm), 3144 nucleotides. RefSeq names its product zinc finger CCCH-type with G patch domain-containing protein. Gene Ontology annotation, cellular component: nucleus. Lineage: Eukaryota; Metazoa; Arthropoda; Insecta; Lepidoptera; Noctuidae. Gene Ontology annotation, biological process: regulation of transcription by RNA polymerase II; negative regulation of DNA-templated transcription. The record is from RefSeq and is a predicted model, not a curated record. The transcript has 10 exons. Gene Ontology annotation, molecular function: DNA-binding transcription factor activity, RNA polymerase II-specific; metal ion binding; RNA polymerase II cis-regulatory region sequence-specific DNA binding. The coding region runs from base 187 to 1827 and encodes 546 amino acids.
GUGCUGUUGCUGUUGGUCGAUUUGUUGAUUAUAUCUGAAAAGUUAAUGCGGGACUAUAAUUAUUUAAUUGAUUGUUGUUAUACAUUUUAAGAACUUAAAGAAGGCUUUAAACUCUAAGGGUACUUAAACUCUCUCAAAUUUCUAACAUUUUGUGAAACUUUUAUACACUAAAUUACAUGAGCAAUCAUGGAUGAUUUACAAAAAUCUUUAGACCAGUAUGAAGAACAGCUUGCAAUGGUCAACCUAUCACUGGACACUGUUACUGAAUCUGCAGAAAGAGAGUCUCUACUAUCUUUGAAAUCAGAUUUAGAACAACUUAUACAACUGACUAGAGAAAAUCUAGAUGCUUUAAUACCUAAGAAUACAGAAACCACAGAGGCUCAGUCUUCUGAAACUAAAGAUGAAUUGGAUGAUGAGUAUGCUUUGUUUAUGCAAGAGAUGGCCAAAAGUGGUGCAUAUGAAACAUCUAAAGAGGCUACAUCUGAAAACAGUAAAGAUGUGCCUGAUGGUGAUGAUAGCGAUAUAGAGGAUGAGUUAUCUUCACUACUGGGCAUGAAAUGUGCAGUGUAUCACACACACAAGUGGGGCGGCCAACCUGGACUUUACAAUGCUAUGGUCAGUGCUGUUGUGCCCCGACAAGAUGAAGACCAGUUCCAAGAUCUACAGGUUCGGGUCCUAUUCACUCAUCCCACACAUGCAGAGAUGUUGCCUUGCCCAUUUUACCUUGAUGGUGAAUGUAAAUUCAGUGAUGAACAGUGUAGAUAUUCCCAUGGUGCUCUGGUACAAUUAUCGCAUUUAAAGGAAGCAAUAGAACCUGACUUUAGUUCAAUUAGAGUAGGAAGUAGAAUAUUGAUGAAGAUUAAACCACCAGAUGAUGAGGAUAUAAGUUUAGCAAAAAAAUCUACUGAAAAGUACCACUUAUGGCAUAGAGGAGUAAUCAAGAACAUAGAUUCAGAGAAACAAAUCUGUUCAGUAAAGUUGGAACAUGGUGUGCAGCCAGGAGAGAAAAGGAAACAAGGCAGUGACGAAUAUAAAGUUAAAAUUGAAGACAUUUUUCCAUUGAAUAAUGAUGAUGAGGACGAUAGUGACGACUCAGAUGAUAGUUUGAGUGACACAGAAUAUCCACAAAGCAAAACUAUGUGCGAAGAUAAAUCAAGUGACAACCAUGCACUACUGGUUGAAAAGAGUUUUCUCAAUGAAAACAAAUCUCCUAUGGGAGAGUGGGAGAGACAUACUAGAGGUAUUGGUUCAAAAAUUAUGUUAGCAAUGGGAUAUGUGCCGGGGACGGGAUUGGGGGCGUCAAGCGAUGGCCGUGUUCAGCCGGUUGAAGCUCGCGUUCUCCCAGUUGGUAAGAGUCUUGACCAGUGCAUGGCGAUAUCCGAAAAAAAUGCAGCUCAAGACCCAUUAAAGGUGGAACAAAAACUCAGAAGAUUACAGAAGAAAGAAGAGGAGCGCAACAAAAGAGCGUAUGAGAGAGAAAAAGAGAAAGAGAGACGAAAUGUAUUCAACUUUCUUAACAAAACUCUGGGCGAUAAGACAGGGGCUGACAAUGAACCUGAAACCUCUUUGGAUGUUAAACAGUCUUCAAGCAAAGACUUGAAUAUUGAACAGUUCAAAAUAACUGAAGACAAAAAGCGAAUUGAAAGGGAAAUAAUCAAACUGAAUAGUUCAUUAAUCAAGUAUCCGAGUGGAUCCAAUGGCCACAGAAGUAUUAACAUGCAGAUUAUUGAGAAAAAUAAAGAAUUAAAUAAUCUUGUGCAAAAAGAAAAACAAAUAUCUAAAGAACAAUCACACAGAAAAGAUAAACAGAAAAUGACUGUUUUUUAACGAAUGCUUGUUUUAGGGUAAAUAAAUUGUGUUAAGAGUUUUUAGUCUUUUUGUUUAUGGAUUUUGUAACAAGGGACUUUAGUCACUCGUUAAGUUUCCAUAUCUGAUUUCUCAGUAAUAUUGAAGAAUGUAUAUUAUACAAUACACGCAUCAUUAAAAUAGGUAUAAUUACACUGCCAGUGCAUUACAUUUUAAAUGAUCAUGUUCGUGCAGGCUCAAAUAGACAAGGUCAGGCCCAUGAAAUUCUUCUCAUAUCUUAUAUUAGUUCGACGAUGCGGGAUUGGUAUCCUAAGUAUGUAGCAUAGUAAGGUUGACAGCGUUUCAACGUGACGGGUGAGUUCCGCCUCUUGGUAAGAGAAAGUAUUGUGGUGUCAGGAAUGGAUGCCAGUUGGCAACAAUAAAGAAACACUUUGAUAAUUACAAAUUUCUAUAUUUACAUACGUGAUGUUUAGUUUAAAAUAAGCGUACAUGGCAUAAAAUUACAAUUAAUAUAUGACAUAUUUUUCUAUAAAUUAGAUAUUUGUACUAUCGAUCAAUAUUAACAAAGUACUUAAAAUGUUAAUGGGCGUGUGACUAGCAAAUAACAUUUGCUGAAUUUUAUAAUUACGAAUUAGAUUUUAGUGACAGUGGGUCAAAUGUAUUUACCACUAAGCUACUCAAUAUUAUAGUUAUACCUAAAUUAGGUAUGGAAUUGUGGCUUCAAUCACCUAAUUUUAUAUUUAUCCACUUGCAAGCAUUAACUCUGAUGCACAUUAGAUAUUUUUAGAAAAGGUACAAUUUAUUAUAAUAAAAAAAUGAGUAUAAGAUGUUAAUUAUUAUAAAAUUUAACUUUGCAUUGCCAUAAUUCAAAUAAUAACUACUAAAAUCCCUUAAAGUUGCUACGUGAGCAAGAUAUUUGUACUUUUCCUCAAUGAAAUUUUCUUAAAGUGCUGUCGUCUACAUAAGCAUUCGUCCAUGCAAUAAAAUUUGAUUUUAACAAGAUUUAGGAUUUGGCUAGUAGACCCACUGUGCAGUUCCCGGGACUACUUGGUUACUGUAUAAAUAGUCAAUACCAUGUCAGUCCCGGUAAAACAAGAUCAACAUAACACCGUGUGUAUUCUUUAUUGCUCAAGGUCACCAACAUGUCACAUGUACGCACAAGUCGAAUCAUUUGACCCAAGAAUCUUUACUAACUCUCUUAUGUCUAUCAUACUCUUUCUAAACAAUACACUAAGAAAGUCACGAGUCAUAAUUAGAGAGAGCAAACUAUUUUAAGGACACUUCGAUUCAAACAAGGUCUUCAGAUUGAUCAAACUUGAAAUAAUUGUACAUGUUUGU